Molecule: messenger RNA, 825 nt
Organism: Desarmillaria tabescens
Lineage: Eukaryota; Fungi; Basidiomycota; Agaricomycetes; Agaricales; Physalacriaceae
Exons: 7
Coding region: 1-825 (274 amino acids)
Source: RefSeq, a predicted model, not a curated record
AUGGACUAUACUGCCAAUGGCAAGUUGAGACGGGCGGAUUCUAGCAAUCGUAAGACUCCCAGGCUCGCAAAGGACAUUGGCAUAGCCUUGAAAUCGAUGGACAUAUUGAAGAAAAGUGCUUCGUUAGGCGUCGUGAUUAUCGCCGCCCGCAUUGUCGAUCCUUCUGGGUCUGCAAGGACGUGCAUGACUAAGGACCGGGUGGAAGAGGCGCACAAAAAUGAAGGCGGCCCAGCCAUCCCAGCCAGAUGGAACGAGAGGGCGAAAGAAGGGGAAGCAUCUCGUAUUGAGCUGAGCGACAACGACGUCCUUUUGAUGCUGGCGACGACGAUUCCACACUUUAAGCCCGCUGGAAACCUCGACUACGUUGGCAACGAGAUUGUUAGCCGAAGGACAAGGCUGAACAAUGGUCCUGGACUAGUCGUAUUAGUGAUGCAUAGCGCUGACGUCAUCAUGAAGGCCUGGGCGAAUCGUCCUAUUGAGUUUUCCGGGGUCUCCGCGACCAUUGGAGACCUGGCUCAUCCAACGAGUUGCAAACAAACGUAUGAGGAGGGUGACGCGGUUUCUGCACAUUGCGGAGGAAUUGAAGGCUGGUUCUGGGCUGGCUGGUCGAGGAUACGACUCCAUCCUAAGAACGAAUGCAAGGCUCGACCGGGUACUCUCUGGGACCCGUACGAAGAGGCUGCUGGACUCUUGAAAUCAUCGGAAGAUGACGCAGAGAAGAGAAGUAUUGUGUUCAGGAAGCUUGCUGUGGUGAGGAGUGACGGAGUUGUGAUCCUCAGUGCCAGUGACAAGAAUCGAGAGAUGCAGGACCUGAUAAAAUGUUAG